Molecule: messenger RNA, 732 nt
Organism: Theileria equi strain WA
Lineage: Eukaryota; Apicomplexa; Aconoidasida; Piroplasmida; Theileriidae
Product: signal peptide containing protein
Exons: 1
Coding region: 1-732 (243 amino acids)
Source: RefSeq, a predicted model, not a curated record
AUGGCAACUGUAUUCUUGAUUGUUCUCUCUUAUAUCAUUCUAGCAUAUGGAGAAAGGACUACUCUUGAUAUCUCAAAGCGCGACGAGGCAAAAAUUUUCUUUAUGGAAUUUAAUAGGACUGAACUAUCGCAUACAACGUAUAACCCCAGACACGGAGUAGUAAUAUGCAGAAUUGUGAGUGGAAACAGCCUAAUAUGGAAGCAAGACCAAAGAAACGAGCAGUGCGUUAGAUUUGUAGUUUACAGGCUAUAUGGCAUGGAGAGAGUAGCAUACGCACUUAUAAGCAGAGAUAAGUUGUAUUACAGAUACUACAGGUUCAAACAGGGUGAAUGGAAGGAGCUAAACUCUGACGUCUACAACGAGGUGUUUGCUAGGCUACUCUUGGAGCAAAAGGUUAAUAUUAGAGACAUCGACCCUGCCAUGUUCUCAACGCACGAGUAUACGCCAUUUGGAAUCCCAUCCUUCACAUACGUGCCGAUUUCAAAGUAUAGAAUAGCUACAAUCGCAGAUGGAAGCGAUUUAAUCUGGGAGUCUGAGGACCACAAAUGCGAGUAUUUUGUCAUACACGGAGAUCCCAAAGAUCCUAAACUUGUCCAACUCUUCAUAAACUGCAGAAAUACCUACAAGCUCCUCUAUUUCGAGAGACGAGAUGGACAGUGGGUACCUGUAACGAAGGAAUCCUUCUACUCCAAACUGGAGGAGCUGGACAACGAAACCGGAACUGUAAUGUGA